This is a messenger RNA of Brassicogethes aeneus, 756 nucleotides long. The record is from the annotation of a GenBank genome assembly. NCBI's taxonomy places the organism in Eukaryota, Metazoa, Arthropoda, Insecta, Coleoptera, Nitidulidae.
AUGUUAUGUGAUACGUUGCUGCAUCUAAGUUGUGCUGAAAGAAAGGGUUUCAAGAGUUUUGGUAGAGUGUUAGGAAUCUGUGUGCAGUGUGAAGAAAACAUAACCUCUCCAAGUUGUGAUCCCAAAAGCAAAGACAUUUAUUUACUUGCAAAAGUGAAUAAUAAAUUAAACAGAUAUGAAGCUAUGGCUAAAAAACUGAGUGUAGAUAAUACCGAGCUUAAGAAAAAAGUCGAGGACUAUAGCCAAAAGAAUGCCGAACUGAAAGAAAGCGCACUGAAGCAUAAAAGGGAAAUUGAAAUCCUUAAUGACUUAGUGAGUGAAAUCAAAGAUAAGAACGGCCUAUUAGUGGAAAAAAAUGAAUAUCUAAAUGAAAAAAAUGCCGAACUUAAUGCAAAGUGUAAAAAAAUUGAAGCAGGGCUGACCAGUACAUAUGCUCAGGUUACAUCAAAUAACACAAAAUAUAAAUACCUAGGAAAUGUAAAUACUACACAGUCUAUUAUAAUUACGCCUAAAGAAACCCAAACAGCUGAAAAAACCAAAAGUGAUAUUGUAAACAAUAUUGACCUUGAAUCAUUGAAAGUAAAAGUAAUUUCAGUAAAGAAAAUGAAUGAAGGCAGAAUAAAGGUCAUAUGCUGUAAUGAGGAUGGAACUGAAAAACUAAAAAACGAGAUCCACGACACUAUGGAAAAUAAGUAUGAAACUAACGUAGAAAAAUUCGAGAUGCCUAAAAUCAAGAUAGUUGGAAUACAAAUAUGA